ACAGUGAGGAGGAGGCCAGUGUGGCUCCAGCAGGACCAGUGAGGGGAAGGGAAGAAAGGGGUGAGAUCAAAAUAGUACCAGGGCUCUGAUCUUCAUUUAUUGAAUAUUUUAUCUAGUGUCAAAAUCACAUGCCAUCCUCUCAAGGGGAGGGACUCUCAAACCUGUAGGGAGCAAGAGAAAGAGAACAGAGUGGCAAAAGCACAGAAAAGCACCGUUAGUUGCUCUAGGAAGUUCACCUGCUAGGUCUAUGAGCCGAGGACAAUGGAAUGAACCAUUCUUGUUCUGCUGAGAAUUCUGGUUUCAUCCUUCCCGAUUAACUAGAUGCGGUUCAGUCCUGAUGGUCCAAGCAGUAUAUAUUAUUUUCAUCCAAAGAACCUCUCUUAGGAAUCCCAAGUCUGGUUUCUUUUGCCAGGCAAGAAUUGUGGGAGUGACGACUUUGGGGGGAAGAGUCUGAGCCUGGCUCCAAGAGGACUCUUGGCAUUUCAAGACCUUCAGCUUUAAGAUCCGCCCCCUCAACUUUUUGAAAGGGCGGGGCGACGAGAGCAGCUGUCACCUCCUUCUCUCCACCCCGCUGGCUCUCACGUGUGCCUGGCUGUUCAAUAACAGCUCUUCUUUCGAGACUUCCUGAUCGCUGCAACCAAUCAUAGCGUUAUUCCCGUCCUUGCCAUUGUCAGCCCGCUGCCAAUCGGCGCACCUCUACCAACGCCCCUUAAAGGCGCCGCCUACGCCUCUCGAGCUGCGGCGAACCAGUUCCUCUGUUCCUGUCCUCAACUGCAGUAUGGAGAUGUCCCGGGGGCGGCCUGGGCCGGAGGCGGACCUUUUGGCUCUGAGGGGUCAGCAAGCCGUGAUCUUCGGAGGCGGGCCGGGCCGAACGCCCUCUGAGCCGCCUUCAGGCCUCCGAGUGUCGGAGGAGGAAGAGGCCGAGAACGUUGGGGGCGCGAGCCGCCACCCCAGGGAGUCCCCGAACACUUCGAGCUGCAGCGUAGUCCACCCGUCGGAACGAGAGACUACAGAGAAUGAGCCCGGCCGCGCAGGCACGCCGUCUGGGCCGGGGAGCCGCCGGGGGGAGCCGGGUCCCAAGCACACCCUGCACGGGUCCUCCCUGCGCAAGGACCCCGAGCCUCCCGAGGACAAGCCAGCAUCCGAAAGGGUCCGUCGAGGCAGCCGGGGAGGCAGCGGGAUGGAUAUUGAGCAGGAGGUGGAAGAUGAUGAUGAGGAGGAGGAGGCGGCGGCUGGCAGGGCUGGCCGCUCGUUCUCUAGCCGCCUUCAGGACAGCCGCAGUCUGGAUGGGCUGAGCGGGGCGUGCGGCGGCUCUGGGUCGGCAGGGAGUGCGGAGUCUGGCACCGGUGGUGGGCGUCGCGCCACCAUCUCCAGUCCCCUGGAGCUCGAGGGCACGGUGAGCCGCCAUGGAGACCUCACCCACUUUGUUGCCAACAACCUGCAACUCAAGAUCCGUCUGAGCGGAGCCUCUCAACCACCGCCCCCUGCCCCGCCCUGUUCAGCGCCUGCUCCCACUCCGGCCAUCCCCCCCAUCGACCCCGAAGUGCUGCGGGACCUGGAGCGGCUGAGUCGGGAGCUGGGCGGCAGGGUGGACCGUCUGCUUCGCGGGCUGGGUGGCGCGGUGCAGGAGCUGACAGCGCUGAGCGUGGGCUGUAUCCAGACCUACCGGGACGCCGUGGACUCCCUAGGCGAAGCCGUGGACAUGAGCAUCAAGGGCAUGUACACCCUGCUGGCACGCUGCGAGGAGCUGGAGCGGGCUCUGCAGCCGGUGCAGGGGCUCGCGCGCCAAGUCCGGGAUAUCCGACGUACCCUGGAGGUGUUGGAGUCCCUGUGCAAGUGACCCAGGAGGGCAGGAGAGGCCAGGCCAGGCCAGAGCCCAGCAGGAGCCUAAGGACUCUUCAAGGAGCCCUGAUGGGAACUACCGGCUGAGGAGAGGCCUAUAUAUUAGAGGCUCUUUCAGAUGCAUUUAGGAGGUCCGUGACCACUUGCUUGUCCUUAUACAGGUGUAUAUGGGGAAGUUCUAAAGUCUCUCUUGGUGGGAAGGGAUGAUGCUCUGCUUCUAUUCAGUUGGCCAUCUGUAGUACCUUGUUCUCCCCAACUCUCUUCCCUAGCUAAAGCACUGUCCCUGGGAACUCAGGGCUUCAGGUCUUGGCUUGGGAGAGCUGACUGCCAUCUGUGAUCAAGAAAGAAGAACAGAGGAGGUCUCAGUCCCCCACUGUGGCCACCUUGACUCCAGUGGCCACAUCUCAGGUGCCAGGGGCUGUGAGAGCUUGAUUGGUCCUUGGCCGCACACCAUGCAGACAAGGAUGCACACCUGCAGGAUAACCUCCUGCUUCUGCCCUCUGGCCCCCUACCAUCCCACUUCUUCAGCCAGAACCAGGGUGAAGCUAGAAGGAAUGCAUUGCAUGGUAGAGGGAGUGAGUUGGAAGGGGUCUCACUGCUCUCAGGAUUCAGUAGAAGUGUUGCUGGUUUCGAAGCUUACCUGUUGUGGAGUGUUCUAAUCAGUUUUGGCUUUCCCAGUUUUUGUGGAAUUAAAGCUGCUGCUGCUGCUGCUAA
Pteropus alecto (black flying fox) is the source of this 2556-nucleotide messenger RNA. It is a transcript of the gene BORCS6, whose product is annotated as BLOC-1 related complex subunit 6. Bases 779 to 1840 code for a protein of 353 amino acids. The record is from RefSeq and is a predicted model, not a curated record. Gene Ontology annotation, biological process: lysosome localization. Lineage: Eukaryota; Metazoa; Chordata; Mammalia; Chiroptera; Pteropodidae. The transcript has a single exon. Gene Ontology annotation, cellular component: BORC complex.